AUGAACCCGUCGCGGAGCCCCGAGACAGGGGGCUGUCUCUGUAAGCAGCUGUCUCAGACACAGGCAACUCGGCAGGCUGCGCAGGAGAACAGCGCCGGUGUUUCUCUUCCACGCGUGUUGGGACGCGACGGCGAAAAGAAACUCCGAAAAAAGCAGUUCCGUGCGACGCGCGGGCCCGCUUCUCGCCGAUUUCCCCUCCCACGCUCCCAGGCGUUCUCCUUCCCCACUCCUUCGCCGUUCAGCGCGCGAAAGCGUGGAGGAGCUACCCGCUGCGGCGCAUCAGAGCGAGAGGAAGACCCAGAAGAGAAGGGAACAGGGCGCGAGAACCUACAGGAGGCAGAGAGGCUGAGACAAUCGGGAGAGUACUUCUUCUCUCUUCUCUGCAUCUUUGGCCGACUGGCCGAACAUGCAGGACUCCACAGUUGGGGGCUCGCCGCGAAUCCGCGUCUCGAGUAUCGCCAUCUGCAUCCUUCUCCGUCGCUCUCUCUCCUCUCCCCUGCCGCCCCGCAACAGAGUCAACACUCUCCUUCCUCUCCUUCCGACGCGUUUGCGGCGUAUCUGGAGAGGCUCUGUCGGCUCGGCCAAGAGGGUCCAGGCAGUCACCAUCGUCAGCUCACGGCAGACGCGGCUCGGUUUCUUCGCGACUCCUUGCCGUCAAGAGGAGACAGCCGCGAAGGCGGAAUCGCCCAGCAGAAGGCGGGAGCGAGCGACAGGGAGACAGACCGAGAGGGCCCGCGAGACGCCGACCACGGGCCCGAAGACGGACGCGGACGCGAGAAGGCGAACCCACAACGAAGCGAAACGCGAGCAACGCGCGAGGACGCGAACGGGCGAGAGCGCAGCGGCGAAGAGAGACAGGGGAACGGCGAGGGAGGCGCCGCCGAGAAAGGCCAUUUCUACGUCCGGGGCCCGUGGUACAGACUCCUCAAGCUGAAGCUUCUUCUCGUUGGCUUCUUGAGAUAUCGCCUAAAGUACGGACAGCCGCUCGCGGCCUUGGCGGCGGCUGGCCUCGUUCGGCCCCGCAGAGGAGGCCAAGGGACCCGCCGAAACGAAGCGGAAGACUGGCUGCUGUCUCCUUUGUCUCCUCUUGCCCCUCUGUCUCCUCUUGGCGCGUCUCCACAGUCGCUCUCCUCUUCGGGUCCCCCGACAGCGCGCUCCUUCCAGUCUUCUGUGGCUGCGUCCGGUGCGGUUCGGGGCGAGGCGCCUGGCGCCUCCACCGGAGAAGAGAUCCAGCGCACAGGCCACGCCUCGGACUGGGCCUUUCCGCAGGGCGUCCCAGAGAAGGUCAGGCAUGCAAUUUUCACGGAGGAUGCUCUCCGCGACAGUCUGCCGUGGGACUGGAUUCAUCCGAGCGUUGUGCGCGCCGCCGGUGAAAUUGUCUGCGCAGGCUCUGAGCGGCUGCGAGGCGCCGAGAUGCUUCUCCUGCUCCUCGCGAAGACCUGUGCACCUUGUGGAGAACCGAACCCAGAGCGAAGAGAAGAGCGAGAAACGCCUGACGCCUCGCCUUCCUCAGUUUACCGGGCUUCCGCUUCGCCUUCUGCGACGGCUCCUGAUUCUGCGACGGCUCCUGAUCGAGUGUUGAGGGUGUCCCGUGGAGUCUCUGUCCCCGAGUCGUCUUCCGUGUCUUCCUCGGUCGCAUCGUCUCGCUCGCGGGUUUCUCUCCGGAGUUGUGGAUCCUCUGCGCCUCCGCGGUUCCCCGAGCCUCUGUCGCCGCCGCAGGGGAAGAAAGACCGGGAAAGGCAGAAGGAAGAAUUACAGCUGCUCCAGCGUCUGCAGCAACUGCGGCUGUCGUCUCGCGACUUCGCCGUCUUGUUGCCGCACCUCCCUUUCCAGUUUCCGUUUGAGGUGUUUGAGGAGAAAGCGACGGAAGUCGAAAUGAAGAAUUUCUGCUUCAACCUCUUUCGCAAGCGCCUGCUGCGCGCUGAGGCCCAGCACGCGCGGACCUCCGCCACGUCCCAGUCAGACUGCGAGCGACGCGCUGCAGCGCCUGCAGAAGACACGAAACGCGAGCGCGAAGACGCCGCGGAGCGCGAGAGGAGCGAGGACGCUUCGAGGGGAGGCAACGGGACGGAGAGAGCGGAGUCGCCGGUGCCGCCUCCGCAGCGCACGCAGAGACCCAGCGAAGACGAGCAGGCCGUGCCGCCACUGAGAGACUUCGGCAGUGCGCGGGGGGGAGAGGAGAGCAGAGAAGACGAGACAGGAAAGGCAAGACAGAGAGCCCGCGGAACGCCUGGGUCCGCGCGUGGCUCGGAAACGAAAGAAGCCGUGGACGGAGAAAGGUUGCAGCGACGUCACUCGCUUUUAGGUCCUCUUCCACUCUUCAGGCUCUUCGUUCAGUUACUGCGGCAUUCCGCGGCUUCUCUGUCGCUUGCAUCUCAUCUGCCUGCUUCGCCUUCUUCUCCUUCGAUGCGUUCCGAGGCAGACCGAGCCGCAGCUGAGGCUCCAUCAGGCGGUGAUGCUUUUUCGCGGUUGUGUUACGCGCGCGUCGUCGACUUCCUGAUGGACCAAGAAGUCAGGCGAAGGGCCAACUGGCAAGACGCGUGGGUUGCGCUUCUCAACGCCGCUGUUCAGCAUUUCCCGCUGUCCUCUCCGCCGGCGCGCCUGGCCAUUCAAGACACCUUUCAGUGGCUGCAGGGGCGUGUGCGCGGCAGCCACGACCCGCCGGCGUCGGUUUUCCUCUCUGCGUCUGGCCGCCCUGCAGUCGCCGCCCCCGCCCCUGCUCCCGCUGGAGGCUCCGAGGAACCCGGCGUCUGCACGUACCUUUUUGGCCGCGCAGGCGUCGCCGCUUUGAGCGCGCCUGAGACUGGAACGCGAGCCAGCAGUGCGUUCGCCCGCCAGACAGAAGAAACGCACGACGAAGCGCGCGGCGGCGAGGAAGAGCUCGACGGAGAGACAGGGGAACGCGGAGGAAAGGCUGGAGAGGAAGGUGGAGAGAAAAACGCCGGCCCCGGCGGGACGUGGAAUGCCGAAGGACGAGAAGCAGAAGCACGGAGAGACACGUCCUCGGGGGGGGGAGCAGACGAGAAGGCGCAGAAGAGAAGCUGCCAAAAACUUGAGAUGCCAGGUGAAGCGGAGGAGGCAGAGAGAGGAACGUCGGAGGCAUCGGCCACGCGGGAAAAAGGAAGGCCCAGAGCGUCGGAGAGAGAAGCCGGAGUCACCUUCAGUUCCAUUCGGGCCACGAUAUUCGACGCCGUCGAGGGCGAAGAAGAACAGUCUCUGCUGUGGCGCGAGUUCCUCAGCAGCGUGAGAAGGGCGAGGAAACGGAGGGAAGCAGCGGAAGAGGGCGAAGGCGACUAG
This is a messenger RNA of Neospora caninum, 3297 nucleotides long. RefSeq lists its product as hypothetical. Lineage: Eukaryota; Apicomplexa; Conoidasida; Eucoccidiorida; Sarcocystidae. The coding region runs from base 1 to 3297 and encodes 1098 amino acids. The record is from RefSeq and is a predicted model, not a curated record. The transcript is spliced from 2 exons.